Messenger RNA from Notechis scutatus (mainland tiger snake), 1095 nucleotides. RefSeq names its product peroxisomal biogenesis factor 14 (gene PEX14). Gene Ontology annotation, cellular component: peroxisomal membrane; peroxisomal importomer complex. NCBI's taxonomy places the organism in Eukaryota, Metazoa, Chordata, Lepidosauria, Squamata, Elapidae. Gene Ontology annotation, molecular function: signaling receptor binding. Gene Ontology annotation, biological process: protein import into peroxisome matrix, docking. The record is from RefSeq and is a predicted model, not a curated record.
UCGCUUCCAGCCCCGCCGCGAUUAGCCGGGUCUGGAAACAUGGCCUCCUCGGAGCAGGCUGAGCAACCUGGGCAGAUCAGCUCUUCUGGAACUGAGAAUGGAGCAUCAUCGCGAGAGGCCCUGAUUGCCACAGCAGUGAAGUUUUUACAAAACCCCCGAGUUCGCCAAAGCCCACUUGCAAACAGAAGAACAUUUCUGAAGAAAAAAGGUCUCACUGACGAAGAAAUAGAUCUGGCCUUCCAGCAAUCGGGCAUCCCGAAAGAAGAAGCUCAGCCCUACAAUCUCCCCCCACAAUUGGUGCCAAUUCCGUCCACACCGCUUGCAUCGUACAGUCCCCCGAGCUCCAGAUGGAGAGAUUAUGGUGCCCUAGCAAUUAUUAUGACUGGCAUUGCAAUCGGUUUCCACCAGCUUUACAAGAAAUAUCUCCUUCCCCUGAUCGUGGGAGGCAAGGAAGACAGGAAACAGUUGCAGAGGAUCGAGUCAAACAUCUCCGAAAUGAGUGGCAGCGUGACGCAGACAGUGACUCAGCUUCAGACCACUUUAGCCUCCGUCCAGGAGCUGCUCGUUCAACAGCAGCAGAAAAUCCAGGAUUUAACCCAAGAACUGGCUACCUCCAAGGCCACUACAUCGACCAACUGGAUUUUGGAAUCUCAGAGUAUCAGUGAGCUGAAGUCGGAGAUCUACUCGUUAAAAGGGCUUCUCCUGAACAGGAGACAGUUUCCUCCCUCGCCAUCAGCCCCCAAAAUCCUCUCCUGGCAAAUGCCAGUGAAGCCCACUUCCCCUUCCAACCCGGUGACCAACAACCACAACACCAGCAGCGAUAUCUCUCCGGUCAGCAACGAGUCCAACUCACCUUCGCCCGUCAAGGAAAACCACAGCCCCGAAGGGACCAAGGUGGGCUGCCACCUCUUGAGCCCCGCGGAAGAAGGGGAGCCCGUGAUCGACCUGACGGGCCAGGUACGGAUGGAGGUACAAGGGGAAGAGGAGAAGCGGGAGGAGCAGGCCCGUAUAGAGGAGGAAGAGGAGGAGGAAGAAGAAGAGGACAAUCGCCCAGACGAGGAGGAUGUCCAGACAGAGGAUCGGCGAGGAGGCGAC